AUGUUCAUAGCAACUCGUCAAGUAAAUCGUCCAUCUCGAAAUUAUACAUAUGUGUAUUUUAAUGAUGUUGCAACUGGUACAAGUGUUCAUACAGUUGAUUGUGGUUGGGAUCCUCAUGUGAUGUACAGUGGAAAUACAAUUACAUUUUAUAUUCCAUCUCCACCUUGGAUUCCAGGACAUACAUAUUAUGUUACUUUUGAUAGUGGUGUGGCUAGUGGUACUGACUUCUGUAAACCUGAGUCAUCACCAAUCACUGAUUCUAACUUUUGGAGAUUCGAUAUUUGGAAUCCAGCUGUUUCAUCAACUACAACAACAACUACAACUCCACCAACUACUGGUACAGUAACAACAAGACCUAUAUCAACCACUACUGCUAAUACUUUAUUAACAACUACUGGUAUUGCACUGACAACUACAACAACAGUCACAACAACCACAGUCACAACUACCACUACAACUUCUGAAACAACAACUACAACAACGACAACCACAGUCACUAAUCUUAGUACCGAUCCAACAGUGAAUGUCAUGUAUCCAAAAGAUUUCGAACAAGCAUGCGCAUCGUCAUUGGCGCUUAUGACUGCUGUAACAAUGUUGGCCAUAGGUCCUGUACAUGCAUUACUGGUAUAUGUUUCUUUUCUGAAAUUUUCCGCCUCGUUUAAUCCUAAUAUAAAUGAAGCAAAACAACGUCAUCAACUACGAGCAAAAAACUUUUGA
Molecule: messenger RNA, 717 nt
Organism: Rotaria sp. Silwood1
Lineage: Eukaryota; Metazoa; Rotifera; Eurotatoria; Philodinida; Philodinidae
Source: the annotation of a GenBank genome assembly